Messenger RNA from Prosopis cineraria, 2134 nucleotides. Its product is annotated as GDP-Man:Man(3)GlcNAc(2)-PP-Dol alpha-1,2-mannosyltransferase. Gene Ontology annotation, molecular function: GDP-Man:Man(3)GlcNAc(2)-PP-Dol alpha-1,2-mannosyltransferase activity. Gene Ontology annotation, cellular component: endoplasmic reticulum membrane. Gene Ontology annotation, biological process: protein N-linked glycosylation. The record is from RefSeq and is a predicted model, not a curated record. NCBI's taxonomy places the organism in Eukaryota, Viridiplantae, Streptophyta, Magnoliopsida, Fabales, Fabaceae. Bases 479 to 1870 code for a protein of 463 amino acids. The transcript has 7 exons.
UCUCCUUCGAAAAGUCGGAGCUCCUUCUCCGUCAGUUCGAACCAGCUGCUCCUCCUUCUCCUUGCUUGCCGUAUAAGGUCUGUCGCCUUCUCUGUCAUUCGCUUCUGCAACUUCGUCUCCUUCGAUCUUGUCCGCCGCCGCGCUCAUCCAACUUCGCCAUCGUCCUCGUGGAUUGCUCGUCCUUGAGACUUUCCGGCUUCCGCUGUUCCUCUCUUGCUGAGGGAAAGCCAACAAUUUUUUUCCGGGUAAACCGUGUUUUGCUUUUUUAAACUCUGUUUUGGGAACCUUCAACGCAGAACUAACCAGAGCCCACAAAAAAAAGUCAAUCCGUGGUUUGAUUUCUCACUCGCCAGUCGCCACCAAACCGUGUCUACAUUUCUAUCUAAAGCGUUGCUCAUCUCCUCUGCCACUCAAUCUCCCUUGGUGUAGCUUCAACUCGCCGGAGAGUCCUUCACAUAAUAGAGACUCUUGAAUUUUAAUGGCAAUUGGGAUAAUCAUUUUGUCGCUGUUCACUGCUGUCUUAGCCUUAAUUCUGCGAUUCACUUUGCUUGUAAUCAAUGGUAGAAGGAAUAGAAGUAAAGCCGUUGGCUUCUUCCACCCUUAUACUAAUGACGGCGGCGGUGGAGAAAGGGUGCUCUGGUGUGCCGUCAAAGCCUUGCAAGAAGAAAGUCCUGAUCUAGAUUGCAUCAUCUACACCGGAGAUCACGAUGCCACGCCUCAGAGCUUGAUUGGUCGUGCCCUUGAUUGCUUUGGGGUCAAGCUUCUCUUUCCUCCAAAGGUGGUGUAUUUGAACAAGAGGAAGUGGAUUGAAGAAACCACUUACCCGCGAUUUACAAUGAUUGGCCAAAGUCUGGGUUCCAUUUAUCUCGCUUGGGAAGCUUUGUGCAAUUUUACGCCAUCAUAUUAUUUUGACACAAGUGGAUAUGCUUUUACAUAUCCACUUGCUCGGAUGUUUGGGUGCAAAGUUAUCUGCUAUACACAUUACCCUACUAUCAGUACAGACAUGCUAUCUCGUGUUCGCCAUCGCAACUUGAUGUAUAACAAUGAUGUCUUAAUUACAAAAAGUAUUUGGCUUUCUUGGUGCAAAUUGUUCUAUUAUACACUGUUCAGCUGGAUGUAUGGGUUUGUGGGGUCUUUCUCACAUCUAGCUAUGGUCAACUCCACAUGGACCGAAUCCCAUAUUGAAAAGCUUUGGGGAAUUUCAAACCGCAUUAAAAGAGUAUAUCCUCCUUGUGAUACUUCAGGACUUCAGGUGCUUCCUUUGGAGAGACCAGUUGAAAAUCCAGUAAUAAUAUCUGUUGCACAAUUUCGACCAGAGAAGGCUCACGGUCUCCAACUUGAAGCUUUUUCAGCCGCCACUCAAAAACUAGAUUGUAGCAUGCCAAAACCUAAGCUCCAUUUUGUUGGUAGCUGUAGAAAUAACUCAGAUGAGGAACGACUUCAAAUGUUAAAAGAGAAAGCAAUUGAACUAAAUGUGGAUAAGCAAGUGGAGUUUUACAAGAAUCUAACAUACAGAGAGUUGGUUGGACGUUUAGCAAGCGCUGUUGCCGGCAUCCAUUCCAUGACAGAUGAGCAUUUUGGCAUAAGUGUUGUAGAGUAUAUGGCUGCUGGUGCCAUCCCAAUUGCUCAUAAUUCUGCUGGCCCAAAAAUGGACAUUGUAUUAGACGAAGAUGGACAAAAGACAGGAUUUCUGGCCUGCACUGUUGACGAAUAUGCUGAUGCUAUUUUGGCAGUGAUAAGAAUGUCAGAUAUGGAGAGGCUUAAAAUGGCUGCUGCUGCUAGGAUGCGAGCAAGGAGGUUCUCUGAGCAGAGAUUCUACCAAGAUUUCAAAGUUGCAGUGCGCCCUAUUCUCCAUCAUACUUCUAAAUGAUGAUCUAACAACUGAUCAACACUAUUCUAACUUAAAUUGAACAUUUUUCUGUUUUGUUGUUCUCUGCAAAUUUUUGCUCUUCUGCUAACCCACUUUUCAGAUGAUGUUGCACUUUGAUUUCUAUUUCCAUCCCUAGUUGAAGCUAUUUUCUUGUUUUUAUUCGAAAUGGUAAACGAUUCUCUUUGUAGUGUGUGUUGGUAUUUGGAUUGUAACACCAAGGAGUGAUUAUAUUUAUUCAUUGCCAUGAACGAACUUGUUCUACAA